AUGGCCAGGGAGAUCGUUGGGCAGUACCCAGCGUGGGUUCGGAGCCCGGAGGAGACCGCGGCACACUAUGGUGUGGAUGUUGAUGGGGGCCUCACGACCAAACAAGUGGAGCAGCAGAGGGCCAAAUUCGGUUCGAAUGAGCUGGAAAAGCCGGCCGGCAAGCCUCUGUGGAAGCUUGUGCUUGAACAAUUUGACGACAUGCUCGUCAAGGUGCUCCUACUGGCGGCGGUAGUCUCAUUCUUGCUGGCCCUCUUCGAAGAGGGCAGCGGUGAGGAGGGGAUCAGGGCCUUCAUAGAGCCUGCAGUGAUACUCCUGAUCCUGAUCCUGAAUGCCAUCGUCGGCGUUUGGCAGGAGUCGAAUGCAGAGGCCGCAUUGGAUGCCCUGAAGGAUUCCCUGUCUGAGACCGCCACAGUUCUGCGUGAUGGCCAACUGGUGUCGGAGCUGCCAUCCAGAGAGCUGGUGCCCGGGGAUGUGGUGGAGCUGCAUGUGGGGGAUCGCGUGCCGGCAGACAUCCGCGUGAUCGCGCUGAAGACGGCCACGCUGCGCGCCGAGCAGGCCUCGCUGACCGGGGAGUCUGUUGCCGUGCUCAAGGCGGUGGGCGCCGUCUCAGAGGAGGGCUGCGAGCUCCAGGCCAAGGAGUGCAUGCUGUUUGCGGGGACGGCGGUGGCGAACGGGACAUGCCGGGGGAUCGUGAAUGCGAUUGGGAUGUCGACGGAGGUGGGGGCGAUCCAGCAGCAGAUCACGGAUGCGGCUGCGGAGGAGGAGGACACGCCCCUCAAGAAGAAGCUGGACAUAUUUGGGGAGCGCCUGGCGCAGGUCAUCUUUGCCAUCUGCGUGCUGGUGUGGGUGAUCAAUUACCACCACUUCCUGUCCUGGGACACCCUCAAGGGCUCCUCCUGGAUCCCCGACCCCAGCACCGUCAAGUUCUCCCUCAACAACUGCAUCUACUACUUCAAGAUCGCCGUCGCGCUCGCCGUGGCCGCCAUCCCUGAGGGCCUCCCGGCAGUCAUCACCACCUGCCUCGCUCUGGGCACGCGAAAAAUGGCCAAGCGCAACGCCAUCGUGAGGAAGCUGCCAUCGGUGGAGACGCUUGGGUGCACAACUGUGAUCUGUUCAGACAAGACGGGCACUCUGACCACCAACCAGAUGUCCGUAGUGCAGCUCAUUGCAACAGGAUCUUCCGAGUCGGAAAUGCGGCAUAUAACGGUGGAGGGAACCUCCUUCAAUCCCGGCGCAGGAGGAGUGGUAGGAGUGAAGUCCCUAGAUCGCAAUCUAGAGGCGAUAGCAGAGGUGUGUGCGGUGUGCAACGAGGCGCGGCUGGAGUGCAAGGAGGGAGUAUUCAAGGCGGCGGGCGCGCCCACAGAGGCGGCGCUGGUGGUUCUGGCGGAGAAGCUCGGCAUUCCACACGCGCAGCAGUCCGCGGCCAUCGCCGCCGCUCGGCGCUCCGACCCGGAUGCCAACGCCGACGGUGUGCAACGCUGUGGCUGGUGCUGCAGGUGGAGGAAGCUGGCGACGCUGGAAUUUGACAGGAAUAGGAAAUCCAUGAGCGUGAUCUGCGCUCCCCCUAGCGCGACGCCUGCCAGCUCCGGCGUGCAGACGCGGCGCACCCUGCGCGCCUCCGGCGGCAACGUGCUCCUGGUCAAGGGCGCCGCAGAGAGCCUCCUGGAGAGGAGCACGCAGGUGCUGUUGGAGGAUGGGAGCGUGGUGGCGCUGACAGAGGCGGCCAAGAGGGAGAUAAUGGCGGCCGUGGAUGCGAUGGCCGCGCGCGCCCUGCGUUGCCUCGCCUUUGCGCAGAAGACCGACCUGGGCGACUUCUCCUCCUACGACGGCGAAACCAGCCACCCGGCGCACAGCCAGCUGCUGGAUCCGGCGAACUACGCUGGGCUGGAGUCGGGCCUGACCUGGCUGGGAGUGGCCGGCCUCAUAGACCCGCCCAGGCCCGAGGUCAAGGGCGCCAUAGAGGACUGCAUGCGCGCGGGCAUCAGGGUGGUGGUGAUCACGGGCGACAACAAGCUGACGGCGGAGGCGAUCUGCCGCAAGAUCGGCGUGUUUGGGGUGGAGGGCAACCUGGACGACAAGUCCCUCACCGGCAGGCAGUUUGUGGAGCUGCCCCUCGACCAGCGACGCGCCAUCCUCGACGGCGAGGGCGGGCGGUGUUUCAGCCGGGCGGAGCCGCGGCACAAGCAGGACAUAGUGCGGCUGCUGAGGGAGAUGGGCCAGGUGGUGGCCAUGACUGGGGACGGCGUCAACGACGCCCCCGCGCUCAAGCUGGCCGAUAUCGGCGUCGCCAUGGGCAUCGCGGGCACCGAGGUCGCCAAGGAGGCCUCCGACAUGGUCCUCGCCGACGACAACUUCUCCACCAUCGUGGCUGCGGUGGAGGAGGGGCGCGCGAUAUACAACAACAUGAAGGCCUUCAUCCGCUACAUGAUAUCCUCCAACAUCGGCGAGGUGGCCUCCAUCUUCCUGACGGCCGCGCUGGGCCUGCCCGAGAACCUCAUCCCCGUGCAGCUGCUGUGGGUCAACCUGGUGACCGACGGCCCGCCCGCCACCGCGCUCGGCUUCAACCCGCCGGACGUGGACAUCAUGCAGAAGCCGCCGCGCAAGGCCACCGAGGAGCUCGUCACCCCCUGGCUCUUCUUCAGGUGGAUGCUGGUGGGCGCCUAUGUUGGCUUUGCCACGGUGGGCGUCUUCUGCGCCUGGUACAUGUACGACAGCUUCCUGGGCAUCGACCUGAGCGGCGACGGCCACUCCACCGUCACCUGGCACCAGCUGCGCAACUGGGAGUCCUGCCACACCUGGCCAGACUUCAAGGCGACGCCGUACCUGGCGGGCGGGCGCGUGGUGAACUUUGCAGAGCCGUGCGACUACUUCCGCGAGGGCAAGGCCAAGGCGAGCACGCUGUCGCUCUCCGUCCUGGUCGCCAUCGAAAUGUUCAACGCCCUCAAUGCCCUCUCAGAGGCACGCCACUCCCUCCACUGCUCACACUUACACCUGGAACAGUUGUUUCACCAAUCAUUGGGCCGUUGCUGUGAUUGCGACAACUCGCUGCUGCAGAUGCCGCCGUGGUGCAACCCCUGGCUGCUGGUGGCCAUGGCGCUCUCCUUUGCCCUGCACUUCCUCAUCCUCUACGUGCCAGUGCUCGCCUCGGUCUUCUCCAUCGUGCCCCUCUCUCUCAACGAGUGGGCCCUCGUGCUCCUGUUCGCUUCCCCUGUUGUGGUCAUCGACGAGGUCCUCAAAUUUGUGGGCCGCAACUUUGUCAACCCUCGCACCGAGCUGGUGGCGAUCGAGGCGGCCAGGAAAAAGGAUGAGUGAGGGCUCGGGCGCUGGAGCAUACCAGUGUGCAUGCCUAGUGAGGGGCCUCUGCGGAGUUCACCAUCUGGGGCUGCUGAAAGAUUCCUACUCGAGAGUAGAAAUCUUUUUUCAUGGAAUUCACUUGGGGGCAUGAGCGUGACCAUUGUUUGGGGUCGAGGAACUCUGGCAUUGGCAGCGUUGCAUGUCACAGAGGACUUGUGGCUGUGGUGGGGUGGGGACAAAGGCUCCUGUACUGGAGUCAACUGGGACAUUCCUUAAAGAGAAAUGCCAGCUAGUCUCAAUGUCUGAUUGUGUAUUCUUACGGCUUCUGACCGGUCACCAGACUGACUGGAACAAUACCUUCUAUUAAUGGGUGUGCAUCACAGUAACCAGAAAUAGAAUAAUGCCGUAGCGGCACUGACUGAUCAGAGCGGAAUUCCUUCACUGAUCAGGACUUCUGAAGCCGAUAGAAUAUAAAUCAAUAUUGUACUGUGCACUGCAUAUAGAAGCUGUAAAGGAUCCUCUGG
This is a messenger RNA of Coccomyxa subellipsoidea C-169, 3818 nucleotides long. Its product is annotated as endoplasmic reticulum-type calcium-transporting ATPase. NCBI's taxonomy places the organism in Eukaryota, Viridiplantae, Chlorophyta, Trebouxiophyceae, Coccomyxaceae. Gene Ontology annotation, molecular function: ATP hydrolysis activity; ATP binding; P-type calcium transporter activity. Gene Ontology annotation, cellular component: membrane. The coding region runs from base 1 to 3312 and encodes 1103 amino acids. The transcript is spliced from 17 exons. Gene Ontology annotation, biological process: intracellular calcium ion homeostasis; calcium ion transmembrane transport. The record is from RefSeq and is a predicted model, not a curated record.